Messenger RNA from Trichobilharzia regenti, 2116 nucleotides. Lineage: Eukaryota; Metazoa; Platyhelminthes; Trematoda; Strigeidida; Schistosomatidae. The record is from the annotation of a GenBank genome assembly.
UUGCGGCAAAUCGCAGACUUUUUGGGGCACACUUUGGGCACACUGCAGAUUCCGAGGAAGACUUAGGGCGUAUUGUAGAUUUUUGAGGGCAACAUCAUGAGCGGUUAUUGGCUACAAAUCAACCAAUGGGAGUAACCCAGAUGUACUUCCUCAACCAAUGACAGUUAACUUUUGAGAACUGCGUUACAAUGAAUCUUGAUUAGUGAUUAAUAAUACAUCAUUUCAAAUAAUAUACUCUUUUAAUAUAAACAAUCAAAUAAAUAUACUUUUACUAUUUGAAUACAUCACCAAAGGCCCCUCCCUCAGAAAUCUUUUACUUCACUGAAAUCCUUCGAAGUGGCUGAAUCCACAAUUUGUAUUUCCACUGCUGUAACAUGAGCUCUAAGAGUUCUCAGUCAAGCAUCACUAAUACACUAAAUGACAGAAGACCACCAGCUAAUGUCGAACCAUACCGCCAGAAGAAUUCUAGACUACCGCUAGUCAAUUUUCACUUAAGACGAUAUAAGUCGACGUUCUAUCGGCGUCUCAAAAAGUACAAUCUGGAUUGGAAGAAGCGUGUAGAAGGUAAGCUUGCCCUUUCAUAUUAAUGUACACAGAAUUAUAUGCGAAAAUUCGUGAAAGUGAACCACAGUCAGAAAUAAUGCCAGGAAACAUGGUUAUUCCCCAACAAAUUGUCGUUCCAGUUGAUGUUCCUUGUAAUAGCAUGGCACCUCCACCAUCACUGGAUGAACAUUUACCGAAUGAACAACUGUCUGCAACAGAGGAAGCUGACUAAACCGAGUGCACUGCAGUGGAAUCCGCUCGCAACUUUGUCUACAGAUGCAAGCUGAAUCUGGAUAAUACUCGUAUUUUGCUGGAAGAAUUUAGAUCCCUGCUUCCUGAACUGCCGACUGACCCUCGGACAUUGAUGAGGACUAAAGACUUUUUUCAGAGGAGAGCAGUUGGUCCUGGAAUAUAUGUUCGCAUUGGCCUUCGUCGUCAGAUUUUAUGUCGGUUGCAAAUUUUCAAAUGUGAAGUCUCUGUGCCAAUUGCUCUUCAGCUGAACAUUGAUGGUGCCCCAAUAUUCAACAACUCCAAAUUGUAGAUGUGGCCAAUACAAGGGUAGUUACUUUUGUCGGGCUGUGACAAGAUAUUCUUGGUAGGAGUCUACUGUGGUUCGUGUAAACCUUUAAGUAUACACAGUUUUUUGAGGGACACUAUCGUCGAAUUAGAAGGCAUUUGUGCUAGUGGUGUCACAUUACCCAACAGUCAUCGCAUAGACAUUGUACUUAAGGCCGUCAUCUGUGACACACCAGCAAGAGCACUAGUUAAGCAAAUAAGUGGUCACAAUUCAACACAAGGAUGCGAUAAAUGUGAGGCUUUAUGCCGCCGUGCUAAUCAUCGCAUGGUUUAUCCUACUACAUGUGCUGCUUUAAGAACAGACAUGUACGUAAUAGAUUUAACUCUGAUUUAAUUGUUGACUCAUAGUUAAAUGCGGAACCGUUGGCGCGUUAUCCCAGGUUGUAGUUUGUCAUAUUAAGUUAGGGCGCAUCGCAGACUUAUUGGGCAAACCUUGGGCGCAUUGCAGACUUUUCGAGGCAGACUUCGGGAUAGUGUCCCACAUCAGUAGAUUUACCCGACGUUUUUGCCACAAAAAGUCUGCAAUGCGCCCGAAAAAGUGCUAGCUGGGCACUGAUAACCACCAUGAUACUUAACCAGUUUCGAGCAAUUUUAUAUCAAAAAGAGCAUUGUAUCUGUGUAAAGAACGGUGAAAAACAGUAGAACAGUCAAUUAUUACAUUUAUAUUCAUCAUAGUUGCAUGCAAACCAUGCAUAACACAACCAAACAAAACCUCACACGAUAUCAAUCAAAUAUCAAACUGACCGCCAAUAAAAGAUGAGGAAACACGAAGCGCGGUAAAUUUAAAACGCGAUAACGUACGUCAUCGGAUGUGAACAUUGAACGUUGGUUCAUUGCCCUUGGUCGCCACUGGUGGGCAACUCGAAGGCGCGAGUGGUUCAAUUGUUUACAGGUUCGAAGAAAACGAAAGAAAAUGAAUAAAAGUACUGCAUAUUUUGUAUAAAAUAUUUGUUUACAGACUAUGUACUAACCCUCAACUUUAAUUGCCAAAAAAUAC